Messenger RNA from Cygnus atratus (black swan), 1422 nucleotides. Its product is annotated as arylacetamide deacetylase-like 4. The record is from RefSeq and is a predicted model, not a curated record. Gene Ontology annotation, molecular function: carboxylic ester hydrolase activity. The transcript is spliced from 4 exons. Bases 55 to 1287 code for a protein of 410 amino acids. NCBI's taxonomy places the organism in Eukaryota, Metazoa, Chordata, Aves, Anseriformes, Anatidae. Gene Ontology annotation, cellular component: membrane.
CUGGGAAAGUCAAAUCAAAGACAUUUCAGAUCACUUUGUCUACUGCUCAGCAAAAUGGCAGCUAUUUACACUAUACUGGUGUUAUUCCUGGCAGUUUUUGUUGCUGGAUUUAUAUUGUUGAUCAUGGGGGCAAUUAAUUUUGAUUUCUCCAACUCUGAAAUUCCUCCUGGAAUGAAUCAACCUGUGAAGCUCCGAAUCAUUCAUAUUAUUUUAAUAUGCAUAGCUGUGGUGGGGAAGAUUUUGGAAAAGAUUGGUAUCUGCAGUCAGAUUAACUUUGUCCGGUACAUGCAAGGUGUAAGGACUCUGGGAGCAGACCAGAAGCUCUUCAUCAAGGACCUGUGUUUUGGGAAAGUGCCUGUAAGGAUUUAUCAGCCUAAGGCUCCAUCUUCCAGCCAAAGGAGGGGAGUUAUGUUUUUCCACGGAGGAGGAUGGACACUUGGAAGUGUUGACACCCAUGAAAACCUAUGCCGCUCUCUUGCCCGAGAAAGUGACUCAGUGGUUGUAUCUGUUGGGUACCGUUUAGCUCCUGAACACAAAUACCCUGCUGCGUAUGAAGACUGUCUUAAUGCUACCAUACACUUCAUGAGGAACACAGAGCACUAUGGGGUGGACCCUGCCCGUAUAAGUGUCUGUGGGGACAGUGCAGGGGGCAAUCUAGCAGCUGCUGUUAGCCAGACCCUGGCAGGUAGAUCAGACCUCCCAAAGCUACGUGCUCAGAUCUUGAUCUACCCACACCUUCAGGCACUGGACUUCAAUUUACCAUCCUAUCAGCAAAAUCAGGGAGUCCCUCUCUUAUUCCGAGAACGUGCUGCUUUUUUUGCUUUGCAGUACCUAAAUGGGGAUACAUCACAUAUGGAAGAGGUCUUGGAGGGCUCACAUAUUCCUAUAGAUAUUAAAUUAAAUUAUAAUAAGUGGAUGAGUCCAGACAACAUCCCUGAAAAAUUUAAGGCCAGAGGCUACAAAUCACAUGUGCUACUUGACUGUCCAACUGUAGUUUAUGAGACAAUGAAAAGAUUCUGUGAGCCCAACCUGUGUCCCCUGCUAGCUGAAGAUGCUGUUAUUCACCAGCUGCCAGAGUCUUUCAUCUUGACUUGUGAGUUUGAUGUGCUGAGGGAUGAUGGCUUGCUGUACAAGAAGAGACUGGAGGACAAUGGAGUUCACGUGACCUGGUACCACCUUGAGGACGGAUUCCAUGGAAUCAUGAACUUUUCUAAUAGUGACUGGAUGUCCUUUUCAUCUGGAGAAAGGGGUCUCAACAAUAUUGUGAACUUCCUAAAAAGCUUAUAGAAACAAUUUCUUUCCUUCCAUAAGAAUUACCAAUUUUCUGUGGUCAUUGUGCUUCUAAAUUCCAUGUAAGAGGUUUAGAUUGGACAGUUUCAGAGCAAUUAUGCCAGCGUGAUCACUCCAAAAGUAUAUUUAAAG